Astrephomene gubernaculifera is the source of this 4784-nucleotide messenger RNA. The record is from the annotation of a GenBank genome assembly. NCBI's taxonomy places the organism in Eukaryota, Viridiplantae, Chlorophyta, Chlorophyceae, Chlamydomonadales, Astrephomenaceae.
GAAAAUUUUAUGACACACAGUUUAGCCCACAGGCUGUGGGCUGAUCCUCAUGAUGUCUCCUUCUACCGCCUUUCUAGCUUCGCCCUCAAUGCCAGCCGACAGGGACCGCUCGGCGGCCUCAAUCCUUUUAUCAUUGUCUAACGACGAAGUGGUACAGCAAGAUGUCGACACAUCGGAUGACCAACAUAACUCUAGUGAUUUUGCCAACGCCAGUCGGAAGGGCCAGCCUUGGACGGAGGAGGAGCACCUGGCGUUUCUUCAGGGACUCCGCAAGCUCGGGAAGGGCAAUUGGCGUCAAAUUGCCAAGUCCUUUGUGCCUUCACGCACACCAACGCAAGUAGCCAGCCACGCUCAGAAGCAUUUUAUGCGCGUCGCUGGCAUCACCAAACGCAAGAGCCGCUUUACGAAGCUGGAGGUUUCAGAGGUCGUGGCGGCUGGCAUCUCAUCACAGCCUGAGACAUCAGAGCAUGUUGCCGAAGACUCGCAGCAGGUUCCUGAGCAGCAGCCUGCGUCGGCUGCCCCGCCGGCCAUGCAGGUGCCCUUUCCAACCAUGCCGUUCCCGUUCAUGAAUCCAAUGAUGUUUGGCUUUCCGGGGCCAUUCUUUCCUCCAUUCAUGUGCCCGCCACCGGCUUUCGCCGCGCAGUUGCUGAGCGCCAUGCAGAAACAAGGUCCUCCCCCUAUGAUGAUACCGCCAAUGUUCCCGAUGGCCGCUAUGGCGACAAUGAACCCUUUCUUCAUGGCGCCGCACAUGGCGGCCGCGGCGCAGAUGGCAGCCACCGCGAACGCCGGGGCAGCAGCCCAGGCCGCCACCAGCGGGGGCGUGACCACGGCGGGGACGGGCGCAGCAGCAACAUCGGACACAGCGAACUCGGACGAGGUUGCGCGCCGGUCGAACUCGACGCCGAGCAGCCCAGCAAUGUGCAAGCCUGAGGCCCACCACGCGCGGCCUUGCGCGCCCGCGCCCGCGCCCCCUGCGUCCGCACCUACGCAAGCAGGGUCUGCGUCAGAUGGAUCGGGUGCGACCUCGGCGAAGGAGCCGCGAGGCGGCAGCGUUAACGGCGGUUUCCAGCAGCCGCCACAGCAGCGGCCGUCGGGCUUUCCUGUGUCAGGGCUUCCGCUCGGCGAGGGGCUAACGGGCUUCCAGGCAUCCGCGCAUUCGGCGUUCCGACCGCCUCAGGAUGUCAAGGCGGAGUGUUGAGGGGCUCUGUGGGUGCCGGUGCCAUGUGCCUCGUACGAGGUACUAUCGCGCCUCGCCAGGGUCUUGGUUACCCGUACUGUCGUACCUCACCACCUGCGUCAUCCGCCUGCGUUUCGCCGAAUCCUAGUGCGCAGCAAUCCUACCGCCUGGCGCUUUGCUUAAAUUCAUGUUGAUGGCUCGACAUAUAACACACAAACAGCGGCGUAGCAGCGCUCGACGGUCGUCGCGUCAUGGCGGCGUCCGACGGCCCAUAUUGCGCCGUUUCUCGCUCGCUUGGAGAGCCUUGGGUCGUCGAUAAUAAGCCUUCUGUUCAUUCCAUUUACGGAGGUGCCUAUGCUGCUGCACGGGUGAUUGCGUCCUAUAAAAGUACGCGCUUUUGUACCGGAGGGCCCCCUGCGUUUCUCAUGGGGGCGUGUGGGAUUCUGGAGCCUGGCAACUGCAGUGCAGCCGCGGCAUUGAUGACUGUACCUGCCCGUCGUCGCGUUGUUGCCUUUGCUAGCUAGCAUGGCGAGUAAUCAGUUGCGCCGCACGCUUUGCGCUGCUACUGUCGUUACCACGUUAACUGCAGACCUGGAGAUUACCACACCAGACGACCAGCACAUGACAACCGUUCGUACAUGUCUUGGGAAUGGCGAUGUAUCUUUGCCGGUUGUGGGGGCAACUUGGAAGGAUGAGUCCCGCUUGCUCUUUGCGGGUUGAGUGGCGUCGUGAUGCUACAUGCAGCAGUCUUUCGUACUUGGAUCAGUGCUUCUUGCGCCGGAAAUGCCUUGGUCAUUACGCAGCGUGUACGGGGCAGCAAGCUUCAUUGUUCUGCUGGUCGAUUGAGGAUCAUGUCAUUGUCGCUUUUCAUAGUAUUCAAGCGUCUUCUAAACCCGACAUUGACUUUGUGAUGUUGACGGUGCGCUGACGGUGUGCAGCGUAGGGAUAUAAGGUUGACCAAGCCAUUGCUUCUUGUACCAUAGCGACGAUUUGGGUCGGUUCUGAACGCGGGUAGCGGCUGCGGGAGCGAUGGCAAGCGGUCAGCGGGCGCUGCCCGUGCGCGCGUCAGGGCUGAUGUCCAUUGGUUUCGAAGGGACGGCACUUGUGCUGGCAGCACACAGUUCCGACUCCGCGCGUUGACCCCGCUUGCCAGUGCUCCCUGACAUCCGCUCUUUCAAUGGCCGACGCUGCUGCUGCUGUCGCUGCCAAGUUUGCAGCGACAUGUCUCAGGAUGUCGAGGGUACUUCAAGUAGGGGGUACAUGAUGUCGGGUGGGUGGGGGAUAGGGCUUGGUUUACCCCUUGUGGCUUGUGCUGUGGUGGAUGUGUUGGCUGUGCUGCAAUUGCUGUUUGGAAGUCUAGAACUUGGCCGUACAGUUGUACGGCUUAGGAACUCAUCUUAAGAAGUGGGGAGGUUUUAUACGCUUUUUCCACAUGAACUAAAAGUAGGAACAAGGAUGGGUAGUAUCCUGGGUAUUGUUUUUGCUUCCAGGCAUUCCCUGAGAUUUUGUGGUAUUGCUGCGAUGCUGUUGGGGCCCGCAGCUACUCUUGUUUUGCCGUGCAUUGCGUGGCGCUUAGCGCGUGGGCGGCGAUGUGGGUGCUGACAGGAUCUUGCUGUCUUUCGUUGCGGCGGGCGAUGGGUGUUUCAGAUGAUCGGCUGCUCCUGCAUCUGAUAUUCUUCAGCAGGUUCGUUCGUUGUAGGUUUGCCGCGUGCUGUAGGCGGCGGCGAAGGUGCGUCGAAUGGCACGCGUUAUUGCGUUCAGAAGGAGUCAACAGGACAUGCAUGCCUUACGUGACGAUAAACAUUGGGCAGCAAUACGGACUCAUAACAAUACCGUACGGCAACGUUUGCCGUACACUUAGCAGUAGAUAUUUUGUGAGCGUUCAUUAGUUUUGGGUGGCGGCGAGAUUUCGAGAUCUGACAAGGAACCUACAAUUUGGCAACACUCAAUGCAGUAAUUGGUGCUGGUGACGUAAAGUGUUGAUUGGUCAAUUGUUUUUGUUUUGGCCCCAUCGCCGGCAUUGUUUCGUUCUUAGCGGCGACGUACAACAUUCUUGGGGUUUGUGUGAGGCGGUGUGAUGGGACAACGUCGAGGAUAUAAGUCCCCUGGCAACACUUAUCUCUUGCCGGUUAGCCGGGAAAUUGGCGGCUAAUGGUCUGUCCUGUUGGUCCCCCCCAUGGUUUUGUUUUGAUGGUCUUGGUCACCUGGUUGAUAUGCAUUGUGGUUGUGAUGUGUCGGGGUGUUUAAGAAGAGGUAAUGCCGACUCUAUACCGCCAUGCAGGCUUCAAGCCUCCUUUCGACUUGACUAACCUAGCGGCGCGUGUAUUGGGGAGUGCGGUGUGGUGGAGUUGAAGCUAACCGGGAGGUUUCCUUUGGCAGGAGCAUGGUAGGCGCAUGUGCGACGGUGCACAGCAGACGAGCAUUGGUGCGGCUUGGCAUGGCGCCGUAAUGUGGAGGGCUUGUCUCAUGCAGAUUCAAUGGCGGCAGCCGCCAACGCGCUUCUUUCUGUCAUCACCGAUAGUUGAGGUUGCAUGCUUGGGCGUGUUAACCGCAUUGUUUGGUUCAGUGGUCAACGGCAACUGCAGCGACUGUCCUUUGGGGCUGUGCUGUCCCGUUUGCUGACGGGAUGUUCGGUUAGGGACAGUUAUAAUGAUGCAGGGCGAAGACCAGUGGGCGGUAAUCUCUAGUCUGUGUGUUUGGCGCAUUACAUGUUGGUCGGUAUACCUCUUGUAGAGUUCUAUGAUGGUUGUCUUCGGCGCCGUGUGUUGUUUUAAGGACGGCCGAGCGGAUGUCUUCACAACACCGCACGCAUGCCCUAGUACGGCAAUAGCGACGUGCGGAGUGUACGGGUUGCGCAGUUCUGGCUUAUGGUUUGGAUCCCGCUGUUCCACCUGGGCUAUCUGUCGUACACCUUGCCGUGUGUGUGUCCCCUCGGAACGCCCAGUCAUAUGGUGCAUUUUGUUCGGUGGUAAAAUUUCACUUCUUUCGUGGUGGUUUGGUGCUAUGGUCGCAGUAGCAGGGAAGCUCGUAUAGCAACCGCAGCAGCAAGGACUAUACAAUAUGCGCUGCUAUUAACAGCACUUUGGCGAAGAACCCUGUUCUGGUUGUUUGGAGUUAGGAAGUCUUUGCGCAUUGCCGGCGGUAACAUCUGUGAUGGUGGUGGUUGCUUAAUAAUUGCAGCAUGGCUCCGGUGCCAUGCAGAGUGGCCGAGCGCGGGUUAUGAGGCCUGUAGUCAUGCAACGUUGCACGAUUGGUGCUGCUGCUUGUACCGGCUGCCCGAGUCUGAGGCUUAGCGUUGCAUCGGCUAGUCCUUGCUGUUGAAAUUGCCGAACAUUCACGACUGUGGAAUGUCUUGCAGAGUUACAGUGGACGCAUUAGUGGACGCAUUGAGUUAUGUAUGUUGCAUUAGUAUGUUACGUAUCGUUGGUAGGUGGAGGUUGAGUUUGCAUGAAAGCCAACAUUAAGCUCAACAGAGCUACGGUAAUCGGACUGGGCUGGUUGUGUGCAGUAGCAUGCUGCGGGAAUGCUUGAAGGCAGGCAGUCGAACCCAUUCACGCCGUUCCCGGCCUUCGUAUGGGGUUUAACAACUGUAAGGAAAGUAAUGCAC